Messenger RNA from Lactuca saligna, 2130 nucleotides. The record is from the annotation of a GenBank genome assembly. Lineage: Eukaryota; Viridiplantae; Streptophyta; Magnoliopsida; Asterales; Asteraceae.
AUCACAACCACUUCUCUAAUUUUUUUUAAUCUUUUCCCCCUAUUUUACCUUUUGUGCCAUAACAUUUGAAUUUGAAGAAACUCAAUAAGUUUACACCACAAGAAUGGACAUACGAGUCUUGAUUUUGGCAUGUACAAUCUUUACAUGGAUCUUCCUUCACCGAUGGAACCAACGAUCCAGAAAAGGCCCAAAAACUUGGCCCCUUGUUGGAGCCGCUAUCGAGCAACUAAUGAAUUAUGACCGAAUGCACGAUUGGUUGGUUAACUAUCUAUCAAAGUCAACCACUGUUGUGGUCCCAAUGCCCUUCACCACUUACACUUACAUAGCCGAUCCGGCUAAUGUAGAGCAUGUUCUUAAAACCAACUUUGCAAACUACCCAAAGGGCGAAGUGUAUCAUUCGUAUAUGGAGGUUUUGCUUGGAAAUGGAAUCUUCAAUUCUGAUGGAGAGAAUUGGCGAAAACAAAGAAAAACCGCAAGUUUUGAGUUUGCUUCUAAAAACUUGAGGGAUUUUAGCACGGUGGUCUUCCGAGAGUAUAGCCUCAAGCUCUCUUCAAUUCUAAGCCAUGCAGCUUUUCAGAACAAACAACUAGACAUUCAGGAACUAUUGAUGAGGAUGACUUUGGAUUCGAUAUGUAAGGUGGGAUUUGGAGUAGAGAUUGGUACAUUGGCUCCUAACUUACCCGAAAACAAAUUUGCCAAAGCAUUUGAUGCUGCAAACAUUAUAGUCACUCUUCGGUUCAUUGAUCCACUAUGGAAAAUCAAAAAGUUUCUAAGAGUAGGUUCGGAAGCCAUUCUUGACCAAAGCAUAAAAACCAUUGAUGACUUUACAUAUUCAGUCAUCCAUAAAAGAAAAUCCGAAAUAGAAGAAGCUCAAGAGGGUCCUAAUAACCAUAAGAUGAAACAUGACAUAUUAUCAAGAUUUAUCGAGUUACGAAAAGACCCAGAAAACAACAUCAAUGACAAGAGUUUGAGAGACGUUGUAUUAAACUUUGUAAUUGCGGGACGUGACACCACAGCAACAACUCUUUCGUGGGCCAUUUACAUGAUCAUGACUCACAAUCAUGUUGCAGAAAAACUGUAUACAGAACUUAAAGCAUUUGAACAAGAAUGUGCGAAAGAAGAACAAGUGUGUUUAGAUCCUUGUGAUGAAACACAAGAUCUUGAAUCUUUUGACAUGAGAACAAAACAAUUUGCUGAACUUAUGAGCUACGAUUCGCUUGGAAAGUUGUACUAUUUGCACGCUGUCAUCACAGAAACACUUCGGUUGUAUCCUGCUGUACCUCAGGACCCAAAAGGAAUCUUGAACGAUGAUAUUUUACCUGAUGGAACGAAAGUAAAAGCAGGAGGUAUGGUGACAUAUGUACCUUAUUCGAUGGGACGAAUGGAGUACAAUUGGGGCCCAGAUGCAAAUCAAUUUAAACCCGAAAGAUGGCUUAAAGAUGGGUUUUUCCAAAACGCGUCUCCUUUCAAAUUCACUGCAUUUCAGGCUGGCCCAAGAAUAUGCCUUGGAAAAGACUCGGCCUACCUACAAAUGAAAAUGGCGCUUGCAAUUUUGUGUCGAUUUUUCAAGUUCGAAUUGGUGAAAGGACAUGUGGUGGAUUACAGAAUGAUGACAAUUCUGUCAAUGGCAAAUGGAUUAAAGAUUACAGUUUCGAAGCGUUCAUAAAAUACUUUACAAUUUCGUUAAAAUAUAUAUAUGUUGUAUGAAUUAUGAUCUUCAAUCAUAUUUGGAUUAUUACACUAAGAUAGUAAUUCUCCCUUCGUGUUUCUAUAAUCUUCUAUUUCUUCAUGUACCAUUGAUGUCACACGAACAUGAAAUCCGGGAUAUGGUUCGUACCCAAAAAAGUUAUGGAGUGCCUGAAUUAGGAGAAAAAAAAAUCGUAUAAUCAAAUUUUAGCUUAAUUUUAGUUUUUGAUGAAUUAUACGUUGAAAAUAGAAGUUAAUUACCUCAAAUAAAACAAAGAAUGGGGCCAUUAUGAAGGCUUGUAAAAUGUUGUCUAGAAGGGCUGGUGCUCUUCUCUGUGAUUUUUUUUAUUUAUUUAUUAGAAGUUAUAUGCAAUUUAUGAAAGAAAUCAUUAUAUAUUAUUUUUUGUUUCAUAAACAAAUAAAAGAAUUUUGUGAAGCAGAAAA